This is a messenger RNA of Symphalangus syndactylus (siamang), 1260 nucleotides long. RefSeq lists its product as uncharacterized. NCBI's taxonomy places the organism in Eukaryota, Metazoa, Chordata, Mammalia, Primates, Hylobatidae. Gene Ontology annotation, biological process: virion assembly. The record is from RefSeq and is a predicted model, not a curated record.
AUGGGAGGCUCCGCAUCCCUGCCGGCCGACUCUCCCCUACUGUGCCUCCUAAACAAUUUGUCAGCCCCAGGCUUAGCGGCCGACCUCAAACCAAAACAUCUAAUUAAAUACUGCACACAAGACUGGCCCACUUACCCCUUAGAUAACCAAAACAAGUGGCCCCCUUAUGGAUCCGUCUAUCCUAGUAUCCUCCAGGAUCUCUAUAACUAUUGUGAGCAAACAGGAAAAUGGGCAGAGAUCCCAUACCUCCACGGGUUUUUCCUCCUAAAGGCCCUCAAACUGUCACCCUCCCCGAACCCCCUCAUUCCUUCCACUCCUGACUUUGAUCCUGCUGAUGAGCCCCCGCCAUAUCACCAUCCACAGCCCUUCCCCCUGGCUGCCGCCCAGCCCGCAAGGGCCCCACCCCCGGCGGCAGCCUCACCUCCUUCCGCCAACCCCGGCCUUCCUUGCCCGUCCUCUCCAACCUCUCCUACUUCCUUUCCUCCACCUUUCAGCCCUCCUACUACUCCCUCCAGAUCUCACCUCCCUGUCCUCACUCCUCUGCGAGAAGUAGCAGGGGCAGAAGGCAUCGUUCGCAUCCAUGUCCCCUUUUCUAUGGCUGAUCUUUCACAAAUCGAAAAAUGCUUAGGCUCCUAUACCUCCAACCCCGCUUCAUAUAUCAAAGAAUUCCAGUACCUUCUCCAAGCUUACAGCCUCACCUUUCACGAUAUUUACCUGGUCCUCUCUAACACCCUUCUCUCUGAGGAGCGCCGGCGAGUCUGGGAGCAAGCCCGCACUUAUGCAGACCAGGUCCACCAAACAACCCCAGCCCUGCCCAUAGGGGUGCAAGCAGUCCCCGAGCAAGAGCCUAACUGGGAUUACAACACCCAAAUUGGCGUCGCUGCCCGGGACCACUUCGCCACCUGUUUAAUAACCGGGCUGCGUAAAGCAGCCCAAAAGGCAGUCAACUUUGAAAAACUUCAUGAAAUCGUACCAGAGAAACAUGAAAACCCAUCCGCCUUUCUUGACCGCCUUACACAGGCACUCCAACAAUAUACCAACAUAGACCCAGAAGCCCCUGAUGGCAGGCAGCUUCUCAUGUCCCAUUUUUUCACGCAAAGCUUCCCAGACAUUAGAGCCAAAUUAAAGAAGCUAGACAGAGGUCCCUUCACCCCGCAGACCGAGAUUCUGGCCACCGCGUUCAAGCAUUACAGCUGUGGUUAACUGUCAACAACCCUUGGACUCAGUUUCAUGUCUGCAGAGAAGCACCAUCGCCCAUGA